UGCUUUGAUUAUUAACAGAUGACUCAGGGGAUGACUUUUCCCCAUCAUCCCCACCGGUGGCACACGGACAAGGUGGCGGGUCACAGAAUUCAGAAGUUCAGUCUGCUCUCAGAACGCUAGGCAGCAAGGUGGAGGAUCUGAGCACAUGCAAUGACCUAAUUUCAAAGCAUGGCUCUGCCCUCCAGAGGUCUUUAUCAGAACUGGACAGUUUGCGUCUGACUGGAGAGGCUGGGGAUAAGAUCCGUCAGGUGACGGAGAGGGCCACACUGUUCCGCAUCACCUCUAAUGCCAUGAUUAAUGCGUGCCGAGACUUCCUCUCGCUGGCUCAGGCUCACAGCAAGCGAUGGCAGAAGGCCCUUCAAGCAGAGCGGGACCAGCGGGUAAGGCUGGAGGAGACUUUAGAGCAGCUGGCCAAGCAGCACAACAACCUGGAGCGAGCGUUCAGAGGGGCUGCACAGGCUAAUGCAACUGCAGACAAUAAAAGUUCUGCCGGGCCAGGAAAAGGUGAGGCCAGUGACGAGGACGACGACAAUGAGUUCUUUGAUGCCAUGGAAGAGGCUCCUGAGUUUAUCACUGUACCUGCAGAUCCCCAUUUCCACAAAAGGUCAAGCAGUAAUAUCAGCGGUUUCAACAGUGAAAUGUGUCCUGAUGAUCAAUCGGAAUCUCCCUCUCAGGAGUUGAUACCUCUGAAGAAGAGGAGGACACGCAUUCCAGACAAGCCAAACUACUCUCUCAACCUGUGGAGUAUCAUGAAGAACUGUAUUGGCAAAGAGCUGUCCAAGAUCCCCAUGCCUCCGGAUUCACUCGACACACCAUAA
Perca fluviatilis (European perch) is the source of this 818-nucleotide messenger RNA. Its product is annotated as oxysterol-binding protein 1-like. The transcript has 7 exons. NCBI's taxonomy places the organism in Eukaryota, Metazoa, Chordata, Actinopteri, Perciformes, Percidae. The record is from RefSeq and is a predicted model, not a curated record. Bases 291 to 818 code for a protein of 175 amino acids.